AUGGCCCUCACUUCCUCCCCCUACUCCGCUCAACUCACGCCGACGCAGCUGGGCGGAAACUUUCACAGCUCGCCGUCUAGGAUCUCCACCAUGUCCGCGCGUACAGUGUCCAUUAACAUGGACGGCACCCUCGGCGACUAUGGCAAUGAGACGGACCAGCCUAGUCUCGACAUGAACGACAUGGUCGCCGACUUUGACGGCACGGGUGUCUUGAACUUUGGCCAGCCUGAAGAGGCCAAGGAUGGGCAAACUGAUUUGAACUCUACUGACGCCACCGCAGACCCCGACCUCCAACGGACGAGCGGCGGCCCAACACCUACGUCUUCCCAUAUGCCGCUGGCGUCGAGUUCGCAACCGCCGCCGACGAACAUUGACGACAUGUUCAAGACUGAGACUGGGCUCGAUGGUCCCAGCGACGAUGAGGACGAGGACUCGCCGGCGCCGCAACCCAAACGCAGGCGAGAGACCCAGGACGUCCCGGGAGGCUUCACGCUCGCGGACAAGGAUGGUGAGACCGGUCGGCGCAAGAUCCGCAUCGAGUACAUCACCGACAAGUCGCGGAGACAUAUCACUUUCUCCAAGCGUAAAUCUGGAAUCAUGAAGAAGCUGUCGAUUCUCACCGGCACCCAGAUCAUGUUGCUCGUCGUCUCCGAGACGGGUCUCGUCUACACGUUUACGACCGAGAAGCUGCAACCUCUCGUGACCAAGAACGAGGGACGGAAUCUUAUCCACGCUUGUCUCAAGUCGUCUGACGGCAUUGGGCCCGAUGGGCAGCCGAUCGGACCACUCGUCGGUACGAAGGGAGGGAAGAAUGGCGGAUUGUCGAUCCGCCCGCACAAGCUCAGCGCAGAAGCGAGCAAGGCCAUGUUGGCUACUGCAGCUCAGGUGGCGGGGGCGACCCCGGACGAGGCGGCCGCGCAUGCAGAGGCCCAAACGCGGUCCAUGGCCGCCAUCGGCAACGGCACGCCGGUCGCGCAGCGCCCCAAGAAGCGCUUGCCGUCAAAGAAGCGCUCGGCUUCGCAGCCCAACCUGUCGACCGAUGUGCCCACUGCGCCGGACGUUAUCCCGCCGGUGCCGCCGAUCCCCGACAUGCACCGCCAGUCCUCUCCGACGACUCACAUGGGCCUUCCGCAUCCGCAGCAGCACCCGAAUCCGCUCCAGUCGCCACUGUCCGGAGGUUACCACAUGGGCAUGCCGAGUCCCAACGCAUACCAGUACCCGCCACCUACGCCGUCUGGACCUGGUGACUAUGCGGCCGCCCCGCUGCAGUACGGCUACCCGCAGCAGGCGGGCCACCCCGGGUUCCUCGUACACCCCGGCAUGUACCAGCAGCCCCCGCCCCACCCUCAGCAGCAGGACGACCGGCGGAUGAUGCAGGGCCCGCCCAUGUGA
Molecule: messenger RNA, 1392 nt
Organism: Trichosporon asahii var. asahii CBS 2479
Lineage: Eukaryota; Fungi; Basidiomycota; Tremellomycetes; Trichosporonales; Trichosporonaceae
Product: RNA polymerase II transcription factor
Exons: 3
Coding region: 1-1392 (463 amino acids)
Biological process (GO): positive regulation of transcription by RNA polymerase II
Molecular function (GO): RNA polymerase II cis-regulatory region sequence-specific DNA binding; protein dimerization activity; DNA-binding transcription factor activity, RNA polymerase II-specific
Source: RefSeq, a predicted model, not a curated record